Messenger RNA from Malassezia restricta, 1620 nucleotides. NCBI's taxonomy places the organism in Eukaryota, Fungi, Basidiomycota, Malasseziomycetes, Malasseziales, Malasseziaceae. The record is from the annotation of a RefSeq genome assembly.
AUGCUAACUAUUUCUCUUAUUUCAUUUAUUCUAGCUGUUCCUCUUUUCGCCCAUAAAAUUACAGCUACCGUUUUUACUCGAAUUGUUGCUAUUGUUCUAUUUUAUUCAGCAAUUCUUACAUGGAAUUCACUAUAUUAUCUACCACUUAGUCAAGGUGGUGUUGGUCUAUAUAGUGGUCUAUUCCAUGUAUCUACAACUACUCUAGCUUUCCAAAUUCUUGUAUGUGUAGUUGGUGCUAUCCUACUUGCUGGUUGGGGUCCUACUACAUCUAGUCUAAAACUUGGUAAUUCUAAAGUAGGUAUUGAACGGUCUGUAAGUAUUAAUACUAAUUUUGUUCACGUGAAUACUAUUAAUGAAUAUAGUAUGAUUGUACUAUUCAGUGUACUUGGUUCUGUACUUCUUAUUUCUAGUUAUAAUUUCCUAUCUAUGUAUAUGGGUAUUGAACUUCAAAGUUUUGCUGCUUAUAUUCUAUGUUCUCUAUAUCGAAAUUCACAAUCUGCUACAUUUGCUGGUCUUAAAUAUUUCCUACUUGGUAGUCUAGCAUCUGGUAUUAUUGUACUUGGUACUGCUAUUAUUUAUGCUGGUACUGGUAUUACUGGAUUUGAUGAUCUUGCUACUCUUAUCUCUGUAGGUGACAUUUCUUCUGCUAAUACUUAUGUAACUCUAAGUAUUGCAGGUGGUCUUCUACUAAUUGGUAUUGGUUACAUUUUCAAAGUAGGUGCAGCUCCACUAUAUAAUUGGGCUCCUGAUGUAUAUGAUGGAGUUCCUACUAUCAUUACAUCUUGGGUAAGUACUAUGCCUAAGAUCGGUAUUCUAGUAUUCCUACUAAACCUUAGCUUUAUUGUAACAGGAUAUGAUCUAUCAUGGAAUACUGAAUUCCUUCAAGGAAGUGAUCUAUUUACUUCUUAUGCUAAACCAUUCCAAACACUACUACUUGUAUCAUCUGUGCUUAGUUUUAUUGUAGGAAGUAUUGUAGGUCUAUCACAAGUACGAAUUAAACGACUUCUUACAUUCUCUACAAUUAAUCACGUAGGUUUCCUACUACUAGCUCUUGCUGUAAGUACUGAAGAAUCUGUAGAAGGAUUUGUAUUCUACCUAGUACAAUAUUCACUAACAAAUGUAAAUACUUUCCUAACAAUUCUUGCUUUCGGAUAUAUUACGAAAGGAAUUCUACAAAAUAAUUCUAGUGUACGAGAAUUUGUACUACUAGAUGAUCUAAAAGGUCAAUUCUACAAAAAUCCUCUACUUGUUAUUAGUUUCUCUGUUUCACUAUUCUCUAUGGCAGGUAUUCCUCCACUUAUGGGAUUCUUUGCAAAACAAAUGGUUCUUUACUCAGUAUCUUACAACUACUCAUAUGUUGCUAUUCUAGCUAUUGUAAUGAGUGUAAUUAGUGCUAGUUAUUAUCUAAAAAUUGUACAACUUAUGUUCUUCCAGAAAGAUUCUGUACCUACAACUCUAUCUUCAGAAGGUGAAACAUCUGAAACAGGAACACCUCUUAUUACAUCAAUGCAUAGUUCUGUUAUUGCUAUCCUUACUCUUAUGAUUUCACUUUACCUAUUUGAUUCUUCUAUCCUACUAAAUGCUUGUCAUCUUCUAAGUCUAAGUCUAUUCUCUUCUUAA